Oreochromis niloticus (Nile tilapia) is the source of this 3636-nucleotide messenger RNA. Its product is annotated as IDNK gluconokinase. The transcript has 9 exons. Gene Ontology annotation, molecular function: gluconokinase activity. Lineage: Eukaryota; Metazoa; Chordata; Actinopteri; Cichliformes; Cichlidae. The record is from RefSeq and is a predicted model, not a curated record. The coding region runs from base 1329 to 1898 and encodes 189 amino acids. Gene Ontology annotation, cellular component: cytoplasm.
CACUCUAUUCAGUCGUGGUUUUUGCUCAGAAGUACAUUUUAGGAACUAUUCAAACGCACAGUUCUUUCAAUUUUCCUAUUUUCAUGAUGUGUUUUUCAUUUUAUUCUGACCUACAUAUGCAGGACAAUUGGGAAAAACUGACAAAAUAAGAAAUGCAAAGAGGAAAAAAAAGAGCAGAUAAAGUAAGAGAUGGAGGUCUCCUAGCAGCGGUAAGAGGAGACGCGCUGUUGUUGAGGAGCAGAAGUGUAGCAUGAGGAGCACAGGAAAUGUCAUGAAAUAUGUAGGAAGGAGCAGCUCAGCACCGGAACACAAAGCCAUUAAAGAAAGCCCUGGAAAAUGCAGUCAGCUAGAAAUAUAAACGUCCAUUUCCUUAUCGUUCAUAAAUACUCUUGCACACGGAGAAAAGCACACACAUGCGUUCACAUCUCCUGGAGAAAAAAAAGUAAAGCUUUAAUACUCAUGUACACAGUUUAACACACUCUUGUGCUCUCAGAGACGCAAGCACGCAACUGUACAUGCAUUAUGAGCACUAAACACAAAGAAAACAGAGUCAGUCUCAUCUCUCCUCUCUCUGCUCUCCUCCUUCUCUUCCACUGGACCUGAAGAUGUUUUGUAAAUCAUUGAUUGAGUACAUGCAGGAAACCAGCGAGACAGCUAGUCUGACAUGCAGCAAGUGCUCUCAGUCUUUCGGGUUAAACAGCAGGCCAGCGGACAACUCGCUCCGAAGGCGGUUUAGGGCGAGAAGAGGUGGCGCUCUGAGCUCUGAACACUCACUUCUCCCUCAGCCCCGUACAACUCACAGGCUUGUCAACAAGGUGCUUCAGCUGUGUGGAGGAUUUGGUGCAGUGCUGAAGAUCAGCUGCAGCUCAGGGCUGGAGGGGCUGUGGAGCCUCACAGGAUUUAGUUUGUUUGUGAAAACAGGAGGAAUCUAUACUUUCCUUUGUUCAAGCAGCCUUAAAACAUCCCAGCGUUAGAUCUCAGAUUAAAAAAAAACAAAACAAACGUACCCACUGUUACUGUUGCCGGCUAUCAGCAUGGCUAAAUGAUCACAACACUGGAUGACCUGGACUGCAAUCCAGCCAAAGUUCAGAGAAGACCAGUCUCUGUAAACCUGUGAGAUGCCUGUGUGAGAAAAUCCCAGCAGAUCAGCAGUUUCUGAAAAACUCAGACCAGCCCACGUGGUACCAACAAGCAUGCCACAUUCAACGUCAUUCAAAUCACCUUCAUCUCACAUUGUGAUGCUCUGUUUGAACUUCAGCAGGUUGACCACAUCUGAUUCCUUUUCAGGAAAGGACCUGCUUUAAAGUGCAUGAAGAACCACAGCCAGGAUGAUCUACAUCAUAAUGGGAGUCUCGGGUUGUGGAAAAAGCACGUUUGGGAUCUUCCUAUCUGAAAAGCUGGGUUGGCCCCUGUACGAAGGGGAUGACUUCCACCCACGGGACAACAUCGAGAAGAUGUCUCGCGGUGAAGCGCUUACAGAUCAGGACAGAUUGCCGUGGCUUCUCAAACUACAUGAAGUAAUUCAGAGAGAGAGGAGUUCAGGCUCUGAUGCUCUCCUGGUGUGCUCUGCACUGAAGCACCAGUACAGACGGAUCCUCCUCCAUGGCUCCAAAGCCCUCGCCUCCCCUUCGGACACAGACCAAGAAAUCUUCCCUCCAGCUUCUCCUGAUGUCUUUUUUCUUUUCCUUCGUGGUGACUAUGAAUUCAUUUACCAGAGGAUGGUGGCCCGGAGGGGUCACUAUAUGAAAGCAGACAUGCUGCGUUCCCAGUUUGAUACUUUAGAGGCUCCGUCGGAUGAGGAGAAUGUGUUGACACUGGACAUCCAGAGGGGCAUCGAUGAUAUGGCUGUGGAGGUUGAAAGGCACUUAAUCAACCACAGGUCAGGGCUACCAGCAUAGCCCUGUCCUGCUACUAGCGUAGCCCUGUCCACCACAGCAGACCACAUGGGAGCCAUCACCGUGUUUUAACCAUGCUUCAUGGUAGUUGAAAUAAUAAAGUGAAAUAACUCAGCAGCUGCCAUCAGAUUUCAUGGUGCUCAUAACUCCUUUUUACUUUGGCUCUCCCCUAACAAAUAUCUAAUAUAUAUAUAUCACCCCCAAGAGGUGGACAUCUGUGAUCCUUAGCAGCUCUAACAUUGACUUUCCAGCAAAUAUUCAGGAUCCUGCAGGAUUACAUUUGAAUGACUCUGGUGAUUCCCUGUGUGGCUCUCCACAGCAACCAGGAAGUCACAGUUUCCACUUAUUUGGAAACAUCCAGCAUCUACUCGAUGGAUUGGCACACGAGCUUGAUAGUGGACAUCAGAUGUUUGUUUUUUUCCCUCUUUCCCUUGAAUCUCUUGAAAACAGUUGAGCAGUAGAUGGAUCCGCAUGUUCGAUUAUUAUAUUGUCAUGGAUGCACAUCCUGAUGUUCCCCUCCUAGUUACCCAGGCUUGGACAAAGACUGGAAAGUUGUGACUCCAUGAGGCUGGUUUGGUGUUUCCUUCUGGGGUCCCUGUGGGCAUCUUUAGCAUGUAAGGCGAAUGAGUUAAAUACAACAUGGAGCCCAUUUCUGAGAACUAUAAACUUAAAUCUAUAUAAUUUUACAGAAAUAUAACAUCUCUGUAAAUUUUGUAAUAGAUUUUAAGGCCUCGGGAGUAAUAAAAAGUAUGAUAACUGCCUUUAUCAGGACAUAAUUAAUAUUUUUAGAUACUUGAAAAUUAAAUAUCUACAAAGCUGUGGUAGAAAUGAUUAACGUGUCAACAUGACAGACUAAGAUGAUGAACAUCAGUGUAGUCACACUGUCAUGUGACAUUUUAGCACCUAGCUCAAAGCAGCAGUUUGCCUAAGUAGAACAACACAGAGUGUGUGGCCUUUACUGUUGUUCUAGUCACUUUUGGUUUGUAAUGAGGAUGAGAAAUAAAUCACUGAUUCAGUGUUGAUGUAAAACCACAGAGUGUGGCAGGGUUGACGAGCUCAUUAGUUAUUUAGUAAAGAGUGGAAUACACAGUAUGUGUGAUUCUCGAGAGUUCUAGCUGGCUGCAAACAUUUAAAACGUUUAAAUAUUUAGAUGCCAUUCUAAUAAAUGCAUUGUGUGUAUGUGAAAAGCUUUGAAACUGAACCGGUUUGUGCUUAUUUAAACAUGGUAUCUUUUAAGAAUAUGCCACAAAUAAGGGAUUAGAAGUUGAAGAGAUGGUCGGUUUUUGGUCUACAUUAAUCACAUUUGCAUGGUGAAGAUAAAAGGUUUUUACAGCCUGCUGUGAGUUCUGCCUGUGGGGGUGUGUCCUGCCUGUGGGGGGGUGUCCUGCCUUAGGUACCGCCCUUCUGUACUGCUAAGAUCAUAGUGCUUAAUUAAGACCAGAUAGAUUUGUGUGGAGUGGAAGAUGGUGCUAAUUGUUUUUUGUUAAGUGACCAGCUUUUAGGUUUUUCUGUGUUUCUCUUCUUUUCAUAGUGAUAACAUGUGACGAAUCUCCUUUAGUUUAAUCCUUUAACUAAAAAAACAAACAAACACGUAUUUCAUUACCAAUUUUGCCUUCUUUUUCAAUCUGGACAUUUUUUGUUACUUCUCCACAUCUCCUAGACUUCUGGACUUUUCGAGUGUUUGAUCAUAAACGAUGUGAUGCUGAUCUUUUUAAUAGUUGGAAUAAACACAUGGAAGCUC